Fraxinus pennsylvanica is the source of this 771-nucleotide messenger RNA. NCBI's taxonomy places the organism in Eukaryota, Viridiplantae, Streptophyta, Magnoliopsida, Lamiales, Oleaceae. The record is from the annotation of a GenBank genome assembly.
AUGUGGAACGAAACGAAACCCAACGUUUCUAAAUUACGGAGAAUCAGCCACAGGACUCACCAUCAAAAUCAUGGACAUGUUGAAAACGAUGAAUCAUGGGUACCGUUGCCUGAGAAGAUCUACAAGAAACUGGAUUUGUCGACCAAAUUCCUGAGAUACAAAGUCCCUUUCCCCCUGUUUGCAUAUCCCCUUUAUCUGUGGUCUAGGAGUCCAGGGAAGAAGGGUUCACACUUCAAUCCUUACAGUGAUUUGUUCAAAAGCAGUGAGAGGAAACUUGCGCUCACAUCAACAAUAUGUUGGGCUGCAAUGGUUGCUUUUCUCUUUUGCUUAUCCAUCAGAUUUGGACCACUCCUAUUGCUAAAGCUCUAUGGGGUUCCCUAUGUGAUAUUCGUCAUGUGGUUGGACUUAGUCACUUACUUGCACCAUCAUGGUCAUGAGAAAAAGCUUCCUUGGUACCGUGGCAAGGAGUGGAGUUACUUAAGGGGAGGCCUAACCACUGUGGAUCGUGAUUAUGGAUUGUUUAACAAAAUCCAGCAUGAUAUUGGCACCCAUGUUAUACACCAUCUCUUUCCUCAGAUCCCGCAUUAUCACUUAGAAGAGGCGACAAGGGCAGCUAAACCAGUCAUGGGCAUGUAUUACAGAGAGCCCAUAAAAUCAGGACCAGUUCCUUAUCAUUUGCUCCAAAAUUUGGUAAGAAGCAUUAACGAAGACCAUUUUGUUAGUGAUAGUGGAGAAAUAGUGUAUUAUCAGAAGGAUUCACAACUCUCUUAG